This is a messenger RNA of Numida meleagris (helmeted guineafowl), 2681 nucleotides long. It is a transcript of the gene GALNS, whose product is annotated as galactosamine (N-acetyl)-6-sulfatase. Bases 65 to 1606 code for a protein of 513 amino acids. Gene Ontology annotation, molecular function: arylsulfatase activity; N-acetylgalactosamine-6-sulfatase activity. The transcript is spliced from 14 exons. Lineage: Eukaryota; Metazoa; Chordata; Aves; Galliformes; Numididae. The record is from RefSeq and is a predicted model, not a curated record.
GUGACGCGCGGCGGGCGGGAGGCGGUCACGUGACGCGCGGCGGGCGCGCGGUGCGGCGGUUGCCAUGGCGAGAGCGGUGCUGGUGCCCCUGUGGCUGUGCUGGGCUCUGGGCUGCGCCGCGCCGCCCAACGUGGUUCUGCUGCUCAUGGACGACAUGGGUUGGGGUGAUUUGGGAGCUUUUGGAGAGCCUUCUAAGGAAACUCCUAACCUAGACCAGAUGGCUUCGGAAGGGAUGCUCUUCCUGGAUUUUUAUACUGCCAGCCCCCUCUGCUCUCCGUCGAGGGCAGCGCUGCUGACGGGUCGUCUCCCGGUCAGGAAUGGUUUUUACACGACGAAUGCACAUGCCAGAAACGCGUACACACCGCAGGAUAUAGUAGGAGGAAUUCAAGAUUCUGAAAUACUGCUUCCGGAGUUGCUGAAGAAAGCUGGCUACACCAAUAAGAUCAUUGGCAAAUGGCAUCUGGGUCACAGGCCCCAGUUCCACCCCCUGAAACAUGGUUUUGAUGAAUGGUUUGGAUCUCCAAACUGCCAUUUUGGACCAUACGAUAACAGAGCUCUCCCAAAUAUCCCUGUGUAUAGGGACUGGGAAAUGAUUGGCAGAUACUAUGAAGAUUUCAAAAUUGAUCUGAAGACGGGCGAAGCCAACUUGACUCAGAUCUACCUGCAGGAAGCUCUCGAUUUCAUUAGCAAGCAGCAAGCCAGCCAGCAGCCAUUCUUUUUGUACUGGGCAAUCGAUGCUACUCAUGCUCCUGUUUAUGCUUCCAAACAUUUCCUGGGCACUAGUCAGAGGGGACUAUAUGGGGAUGCUGUGCGGGAAAUUGACGAUAGCAUUGGAAAAAUCCUAAAGCAUCUGCAGAAGCUGGGUAUCAGCGAGAACACUUUUGUGUUUUUCACCUCUGAUAAUGGGGCUGCUCUCAUUUCAGCUCCUAAACAAGGAGGAAGCAAUGGUCGUUUUCUCUGUGGCAAACAAACUACCUUUGAGGGUGGCAUGAGAGAGCCAGCUAUUGCUUGGUGGCCUGGGCAUAUACCUGCAGGAGUUGUCAGUCGUCAGCUGGGCAGCGUGAUGGAUCUCUUCACCACCAGCCUCUCCCUGGUGGGUCUGCAGCCUCCGAGUGACAGACAGAUUGACGGCAUCGACCUUUUACCUGCCAUCUUGCAGGGCAAGCUAAUUGACAGGCCCAUAUUCUAUUAUCGUGGCAACGAGAUGAUGGCGGUGAGAGUCGGGCUUUAUAAGGCUCACUACUGGACCUGGAGCAACUCCUGGGAGGAGUACAGCAAGGGCAUUGAUUUCUGUCCUGGGCAGAAUGUCUCUGGAGUGACGACCCAUUCGCAGGAGGAGCACAGCACUUUGCCACUGCUCUUCCACCUGGGCAGGGACCCUGGAGAAAAGUACCCGUUAAGUUUUGCCAGCGAUGAAUACCAAGGAGUUAUGAGGCGGAUAUCUGCCGUGGUGCAGCAGCACAAAGAGACCAUGGUGCCAGGAGUGCCUCAGCUCAACGUGUGCGACAAGGCCGUCAUGAAUUGGUCUCCCCCAGGCUGUGAGAAGCUAGGGAAGUGCCUGAAGCCACCCAAGUCUGAUCCGAAGAAGUGCUUUUGGCCUCACUGAUCUUCUCAGCAGCCCUCAGGAGCAGCCCAAAAAGCCCUCGAACCAGCUGGACACGGAGUUUACAAUGCAUCUCUUCUCGUGUUGGCACUCCUGUUUACACAGGGAGGGUGUGAUGUAUGUGUGAUAUCAUCAUUUGCUCUUCCAAAAGGGACAGUGUUUAUAUUGCUAGUGCUCAGGGUUUAGCCUGUCCUCUUCUGUUGGUUUAGUUGUUUCCGUAAAUGGUAAAUUUUCAGUGAAGACUGUUGUAACUGUGGAAGAUCUCUGGGCAACCACAGCUCUGCCAUGAGCUCAGAAACACCACGGAUGCACCUUUCCUCUGGCUUCUUCCAGCCGACCUCUGGAGCCAUUGCUCGUGUGGAUGCCCCAGCAGCAGCCAUGGGAGACUGCUCAGGAAACGUACAGCCCUGCCCAAGCUGCCCUUGUUUUGUUUGCAUAUAACUUGUUGUUUUAACAUUUCCAUUGUGAACCCUUUGGACGCCGACUUGUUUUUGCCUGUUCUUCCUAAGCUUGCACGUACUGGGUGCAGCCGUACAGCACACCCUGCUGCUGCGCAUGCCUGCGUGCAAACAAGUGCUGCGUUCUGCUCUCAACUAAGGGUCAGCUGCAGGCAGAACGCCCUGAGUUUUUUCCUUCUGUAGCUGCAAACGUUCACCAGGUCAAGUUAUACAGAAAUCUGAAGGUAGGGCUCGUGUAAGUAUUGCCUUCUCGAUGGUGUGCAGCGUGUUCUCAGGGAGCUGGGGUUCCGUUGUUCAUCUGUGGGAUUUUCUUUAUUUCCAAAAAUCUAGGGCCAAAUAUGGUUUAAGUCGCUCUUGUAGUCUCGUGACCUGGGCCCAGCCAACUGCAGGCUCAGAAAUGCCCAUUUACAUCACACAUUAACUCUUGACCUUGUUUCCAGCGUAUGCUCUCCAAGGAAUUCUCCUUGUGCAAACUUUCCCCAGCCUGGGUGUAGCACUUCUCUAAACAGAGUUCAUGGUAAAUGCAGAUUCUUCACAUAAUUUCACGUUGUAAAUUGCUCAUCCCGUUCUGAGUCUGUUUUCCACACCCUUCACUGUUGCUAAUAAAUGUCUGUUGAACA